Messenger RNA from Calidris pugnax (ruff), 2079 nucleotides. RefSeq names its product chromosome unknown open reading frame, human C12orf4 (gene FERRY3). Lineage: Eukaryota; Metazoa; Chordata; Aves; Charadriiformes; Scolopacidae. Gene Ontology annotation, cellular component: cytoplasm. The record is from RefSeq and is a predicted model, not a curated record. The coding region runs from base 92 to 1744 and encodes 550 amino acids. Gene Ontology annotation, biological process: regulation of mast cell degranulation. The transcript has 14 exons.
UCCCUCCCACUUUCUGCUGGCCGGGUACCUCCCCGCCGCCGCCGCGCCCCCUCAGCCGUCCUCCCGGCCCCCAGAAAAUCAGCUCAAGAAGAUGAAGCCUAAUAAAGGAAAGACCUUCACUAGGGAGAGAGACUAUGUGUACAAAUUCGACGUGGGAAAUCAGCAUUUUGUGCUUACUGUGCCUCUCAAAUUCCCUGUGCAAGAGAAUAUUAGUCAUUUGCAUGGGCGUCUCAUGCUUCUGCACAAUCUGCCAUGCUUUAUAGAAAAUGACCUGAAGCAAUCCCUUAAUAAGUUCAUAGAAGAGGAAACUAUAAAAGAUUAUGAUAGAGAAGCUGAAAUGGCUCUGGAAGCAGUGAAAUCAGGAAAAGUAGACAUAAACCAGCUGGCAGAUACUUGGGCUAAAGCUUAUAAAGAGACAACACUAGAACAUGCAAAACCUGAAGAAACCAGCUGGGAUGAAGACUUUGCAGAUGUUUAUCACGAUCUGAUACAUUCUCCAGCUUCUGAAAUGCUGUUAAACCUGGAACACAAUUAUUUUGUUAGUAUCUCAGAAUUAAUAAGUGAAAGAGAUGUGGAACUGAAAAAACUACGGGAAAGACAAGGAGCAGAAAUGGAUAAGGUGAUGCAGGAACUAGGGAAAUCACUAACAGACCAAGAUGUAAAUUCAUUAGCAGCUCAGCAUUUUGAAUCUCAGCAGGAUUUGGAGAACAAAUGGACCAAUGAAUUAAAACAGUCUACUGCUAUCCAGAAGCAAGAAUAUCAGGAAUGGGUGAUAAAGCUUCAUCAGGACCUAAAGAAUCCAAACAACAGUUCAAUCAGUGAUGAAAUCAGUGUUCAGCCCAGUCAACUGAGAGAAUCUGUAGAAGGAAAUGGAAGAAUUUACGAAGAGCAAAGGCUGUUAGAAGAAAGUUUCACUAUUCACUUGGGAGCUCAGUUGAAGACCAUGCAUAACUUGAGAUUACUGAGAGCUGAUAUGCUGGAUUUCUGUAAACAUAAGCGCAAUCAUCGAAGUGGAGUCAAACUUCACAGGCUUCAAACUGCAAUGUCUCUCUAUUCAACUUCUCUCUGUGGCCUGGUUUUAUUGGUGGAUAACCGUAUCAGUUCAUACAGCGGCAUCAAAAGAGAUUUUGCAACUGUUUGCCAAGAAUGCACGGAUUUCCAUUUUCCUGGAAUUCAAGAACAGCUUGAAAUUGUCCAGAAGGUUGUACUUAAGGCCAGAGCACAGCGUAGCAGUAAGUCGAAAAGACAUCAUGAAAACAAAAGUAGUGGAAAUGAAGAUAAAUUAAAGAAUAUUGAACGAAACCAGUCAAAUAUUUUGCCGGGAGAAUUCUACAUCACACGCCAUUCAAAUCUUUCUGAAAUCCACGUCGCUUUUCACCUCUGUGUGGAUGAUAAUGUAAGAUCUGGUAACAUAACUGCUCGGGAUCCUGCAAUCAUGGGACUCAGAAACAUUCUCAAAGUUUGUUGCACACACGACAUUACUACCAUUAGUAUUCCUCUCUUAUUGGUGCACGACAUGUCGGAAGAAAUGACCAUUCCAUGGUGCUUGAAGAGGGCAGAGCUUGUGUUCAAGUGCGUCAAAGGUUUCAUGAUGGAAAUGGCCUCAUGGGAUGGAGGAGUUUCUCGAACUGUACAGUUUUUGGUACCACAGACAAUUUCUGAGGAAAUGUUUUACCAACUGAGUAAUAUGCUUCCACAAAUCUUCAGAGUGUCCUCUACAUUGACUUUGACCUCUAAGCACUGAAUUUGGUGCAUAAGUAAGAUGUAUCCUGUUGACAAAGGAUGAGGUUACAGAGAUUCUGGAUUGGCACGUCUCGUUUCUGAGGGAUGGUGACCCUGAAGUGGUAUUUGGUGCAACUUCAAGAAUCAUGUCGUCAUAAUAAAACAUAAAAGCUGGCUGGGCUUGGGUGUUAGGAGUUAAUUUUUGCCUCUUGCUUCCUGUUUCAGCGGAGUAUUUAUGUUGAAUACCUCACUUUUAUCUGAAGGACAUUCAAUGUAACUUAUUGUAUGUGAUCUACAGAAAUAUAAGUGAUUCCCAUGCUUCAGCAGUAGGAAUAAAAGCUUAUGGUAGGAGUAGUA